AUGAAUUAGAGUACAUAAUAUACUAAAUCCAAAUUUGAAUUUGAUGAAAUAGUGUAACAAAUAGAAAGUGAUUCCCCUUUACAAACUGUAUAUAGAAAGAACAGUUUUGCUAUUAAAAAUCUAAAUUUAUAUGAAACUCCUGAAGAAGAAAUGGAACAAACAGAAUAUUCAGCCAAAAGUUUAUAAGAAAAUUAGUACACCUCACAAAUUUGA
Messenger RNA from Paramecium pentaurelia, 213 nucleotides. The record is from the annotation of a GenBank genome assembly. Lineage: Eukaryota; Ciliophora; Oligohymenophorea; Peniculida; Parameciidae.